AUGGCAGCGCUUGGUGCACGAAUGGACAGGAAAAAGAAAAUGAAAGGAAAGAAAAAGGUGAAAAAUCUAUUGGAGAAGAAGGCUAAAGGCUUGAAGUUGAAUCAAGUCGACAGGAGACGACUGUUGAAGCUUGAGGAGAAGAUGAAGUUUAAAAGUGAACUUAACGAAAGUGUGAAGGCUGAAAUGAGCAAGCUACGACUAUCAGAAAAAGAAGACGUGGACGAAACCAUUAAUGUUGACCCUUCAUCACCGAGUGCACCCUCAAAAAAGCCAAAGGAUAAAAGGGUAUCAUUCAGCGGAAAUAUGGAACGGGUCAAGGUGUUCGAUAAGAACGUGAAAGAUCUUGAAAUCAAGCCGUCAUCAGCGUCUCCAGGGAAGGGCAUACUGCGAGUCAAGCCGAAAAAAGCUGCGCUCAAGAAGAAGAAGAAAAGGUCCAAGUUCCUGAUAAGGCUGAUACUCCUGCACCUGCUGCAACAACAGUGGAUCACAAUGAAGAGAAAGAAAAUGUUCAAGAAAAUACUAGUGCUGCAAAGAACACUUUCAAACCUAAGAAGAAGAUUACGAUACAGGUAA
Messenger RNA from Ostertagia ostertagi, 573 nucleotides. The record is from the annotation of a GenBank genome assembly. NCBI's taxonomy places the organism in Eukaryota, Metazoa, Nematoda, Chromadorea, Rhabditida, Trichostrongylidae.